Synchiropus splendidus (mandarinfish) is the source of this 3546-nucleotide messenger RNA. RefSeq names its product phosphoribosylglycinamide formyltransferase (gene gart). Gene Ontology annotation, molecular function: phosphoribosylglycinamide formyltransferase activity; phosphoribosylformylglycinamidine cyclo-ligase activity; metal ion binding. The record is from RefSeq and is a predicted model, not a curated record. NCBI's taxonomy places the organism in Eukaryota, Metazoa, Chordata, Actinopteri, Syngnathiformes, Callionymidae. The coding region runs from base 259 to 3315 and encodes 1018 amino acids. Gene Ontology annotation, cellular component: cytosol. Gene Ontology annotation, biological process: adenine biosynthetic process; 'de novo' IMP biosynthetic process. The transcript is spliced from 22 exons.
CUUGAAUGUUUAGUACACUUUUCGAAACAAGUUUUGGCGGCAGCGAAAGCUAGGGCGUCAUUCACCACUUAGGCGCUUAGUGCGUCCACUCGGUUUUGUUCGUGCGUUUACUUGUGUGCGGGCGCGUGCGUGUGCGGCGUGGCGCGUGCACGCCGGUGCGUGACAGCUAGCAGUCCGACUGUCUUCGCGAGGCACAGCGGUAGCAUCUGUGACCUCGGUCUCCGUCUAUUUCCUGCUCUACAUCCACACACAGGUACCAUGGCUGAACGCGUGCUGGUGGUCGGAAGCGGUGGGAGGGAGCACGCGCUGGCCUGGAAACUGGCGCAGUCUCCUCAGGUCCAACAGGUUCUGGUAGCUCCAGGGAAUGCAGGCACUGCCAACUGUGGCAAGAUCCAAAAUUCAGAGGUCUCGGUGAGCAACCAUGCCAUCUUGGCUCAGUUCUGUAAGGACCAUCAUGUUGGACUUGUUGUGGUAGGACCUGAGGUGCCUCUAGCAGCAGGUAUUGUGGAUGACCUGACUGCUGCUGGAAUACAGUGUUUUGGCCCUUCAGCCAAGGCAGCCCAGCUAGAGGCCAGCAAGAGUUUCUCCAAGGCCUUCAUGGAGAGACAUGGUAUCCCCACUGCCCGCUACGGAUCCUUCACUGACCCUGAAGAGGCUUGCAACUACAUUCGCACGGCCGAUUUUCCAGCUCUGGUUGUCAAGGCCAGCGGACUGGCAGCAGGGAAAGGAGUCAUCGUGGCUCAGAACCAGGACGAGGCCUGUCAGGCUGUGCUUGACAUCAUGAAGGACCGAGCGUUUGGAUCAGCUGGCGACACAGUUGUGGUGGAGGAACUCCUGGAGGGGGAGGAAGUGUCUUGUCUGUGUUUCAGCGAUGGAUCUUCUGUGGCCCCGAUGCCUCCAGCACAGGACCACAAGCGUCUGCAAGAUGGAGACCUGGGCCCUAACACCGGUGGGAUGGGAGCCUAUUGCCCCACUCCUCAGGUGAGUGCAGAGCUGCUGCUGCAGAUCAAGGAAACGGUGCUGCAGAAAACCAUUGACGCCAUGAAAGCUGAAGGAACCCCGUAUGUUGGUGUUCUGUACGCUGGCCUGAUGCUGACCAAGCAGGGCAUCCGAGUCCUGGAGUACAACUGUCGCUUUGGUGAUCCUGAGUGUCAGGUCUUAAUGCCACUGCUGAGCAGUGAUUUAUAUGACGUCAUUUUAAACACCAUGAAAGGAAAACUGGCCUCUUGCCCCCCCGUGUGGCACCAGGAUAGCUCUGCAGUCACGGUGGUGAUGGCCAGUGCCGGCUACCCUGGUUCCUACCAGAAAGGAGUGGAGAUCACAGGCUUGUCUCAGGUGGAGGACAUGGGGGUACAGGUCUUCCAUGCAGGGACAACCCUGAAGGAGGGUCGAGUUGUGUCCAGUGGGGGUCGCGUCCUGACGGUCACAGCAGUGAAGUCCUCCCUGGAGAAGGCCCUGCAGGCUGCCAAUGAAGGCGUGGCAGCUGUGGGCUUCCCUGGUGCCGUGUUCCGCCGUGACAUCGGCCACCAUGCCGUGGCCCACUUGAAGCAGCAGAGAGGUCUGACCUAUAAGGACAGUGGCGUGGACAUCGCUGCCGGCAACAGAUUGGUGGAGAUGAUCAAGCCUCUAGCCAAGGCCACGUCCCGCCCCGGCUGUAAUGCUGAGCUCGGGGGCUUUGCAGGGCUGUUCGACCUCAAGGCAGCUGGCUUUGUCGACCCCAUUUUGGUUUCAGGUACAGAUGGCGUCGGGACUAAGCUCAAGAUCGCUCAGGCCUGCGGGCAGCACAGCGGUCUGGGACAGGACCUGGUGGCCAUGUGCGUCAAUGAUGUCCUGGCUCAAGGGGCGGAGCCGCUCUUCUUCCUGGAUUACUUCUCCUGCGGACAGCUGGAUGUGCAAGUGGCCGGUUCUGUGGUCGGAGGGAUUGCCAAAGCUUGUGAGAUGGCAGGCUGCGCUCUGCUCGGUGGUGAGACCGCAGAGAUGCCGGGUGUCUAUCCUCCGGGGGAGUACGACCUGGCUGGUUUCUGUGUGGGAGCCGUGGAACGUGAUGCCAUGCUGCCCCGGCUGGCUGACAUCACGGAGGGAGAUCUGCUGAUCGGACUGUCGUCCUCUGGAGUCCACAGCAACGGCUUCAGUCUGGUGCGCAAGGUCCUGGAGCGAGCUGGCCUCCACUACAGCUCUCCUGCCCCUUUCGGCAAACCAGGAGAGACUCUGGGGGAAAUUCUUCUGAAGCCCACUAAGAUCUACAGCAAAGUGCUGUUGCCGGUCCUGCGCAGUGGUGCGGUCAAGGCCUAUGCUCACAUCACUGGAGGAGGGUUACUGGAAAACAUCCCCCGAGUUCUGCCUCCACAGCUGGCUGUGGAUUUAGAUGCGUCUCGCUGGAGCAUCCCCCCGGUGUUUUCCUGGCUGCAGAAAGAGGGUGCACUCACAGAGGAGGAGAUGACUCGCACCUUUAACUGUGGCCUGGGGGCGGUGCUGGUGGUGUCCCCGCCGGACGCCCAGAGAGUUCUGCGUCAGGUGCAGGCCCAGGAGGAGGCCUGGCUGGUGGGCUCCUUAGUCCGCCGGCAACCCGGUGCAGAUUGUGUGGUGGUCCGCAACCUGAAACAGGCGCUGGAGAAUGGAGGGGGGGUCCCCAGCGGUCAGCUGGAGCCAGAGCACAAUGGUAGCUGCCAUGGUGAGAGCAAAAGGGUCCACAAGAGGACCAAAGUAGCCGUUCUCAUCUCUGGCUCAGGCACCAACCUGCAGGCUCUGAUAGAGCAGGCCAGGCGUCCAUCCAGCUGUGCAGAGAUCGUGCUGGUCAUUUCCAACAAGACAGGGGUUCAGGGCCUGAAGAGGGCAGCGCUGGCUGGCAUCCAGACCCGGGUGGUGGACCACAAGCUGUACGGCAGCCGGGCCGAGUUUGACGGCACCAUUGACCGAGUGCUCGAGGAGUUUGGGGUGGAGCUGGUGUGUCUGGCCGGGUUCAUGAGGAUCCUGACCGGAGGCUUUGUCAAGAAGUGGAACGGGAAACUGCUCAACAUCCACCCAUCCCUGCUGCCCUCCUUCAAGGGUGUCAACGCCCAGAAGCAGGCUCUGCAGGCCCGAGUCAGGGUCAGCGGCUGCACCGUCCACUUUGUGGCAGAGGAGGUGGAUGCGGGAGCUAUCAUCGCGCAGGAGGCCGUGCCAGUGUUGGCGACUGACACAGAGGAGAGUCUCUGCGAUCGCAUCAGAGAGGCCGAGCACAGGGCGUUCCCUGCAGCUCUGGAGCUGGUGGCCAGCGGGGAGGUGCAGCUGGGUCAGGACGGACACAUCGUGUGGAGGUCCAGCUCUCAGAACUAGUGAGACUCGCACGGCCAAGUGUUGCUCUGCUCGCUGUGGGAGCCAGCGCUCAAGCCGUUUGACCUGCAAGGGAAGUCGGCAUGCAUGUCUGCAUGUCACUCUCCGUGUUAGACCCGAAAACCACAUUCCUACUUCGACUCAUCUGCACUGGCUUGACUGUCAACACUGUUACACUGCAUUGACAUUAGUCCCUGACUAGGUCAUUAAAAAAACAAUCCAUGAUUUCAGUAA